Molecule: messenger RNA, 2112 nt
Organism: Ostertagia ostertagi
Lineage: Eukaryota; Metazoa; Nematoda; Chromadorea; Rhabditida; Trichostrongylidae
Source: the annotation of a GenBank genome assembly
AUGGUGGUUGAACAAAUGCAGCUUAAAGGCACCCUUGAGGGCCACAAUGGGUGGGUAACACAGAUCGCUACCUUCACCCACAACGACAAAACCACUGUUGUUUCUUCAUCUCGUGAUCGCACCAUUAUCCUUUGGGAUGUAGACAAUGUCGUCAGCGAUAUUGAUGCUAUUGGCCGUCCAGUGAAGGCUUUAACUGGUCACAACCAUUUCGUUUCUGAUGUCGCCAUUUCCUCAGAUGGACAGUUCGCACUUUCCGGUUCUUGGGAUAAGACUCUUCGCCUUUGGGAUUUAACCACUGGGCAAUCCACUCGUCAGUUCUCUUCCCACACAAAAGACGUACUCUCUGUGGCGUUUUCUGCUGACAACCGUCAAAUUGUCUCUGGUUCCCGUGAUCGCUCCAUCAAGCUGUGGAAUACAUUAGCGCAGUGCAAUGGGCAAUCCACUCGUCAGUUCUCUUCCCACACAAAAGACGUACUCUCUGUGGCGUUUUCUGCUGACAACCGUCAAAUUGUCUCUGGUUCCCGUGAUCGCUCCAUCAAGCUGUGGAAUACAUUAGCGCAGUGCAAGUACACCAUCACAGAAGACUGCCACACUGAUUGGGUGUCUACUGUAAGGUUUUCACCCUCCACUCGCGAUCCCGUCAUCGUAUCUGCUGGAUGGGACAAGAUCGUUAAAGUGUGGAACCUUGGAAACUGCCGUCUGAAGACCAACCACAUUGGUCAUACUGGUUACGUCAGCACCGUGACUGUCUCGCCCGAUGGUUCGUUGUGCGCUUCAGGAGGCAAGGACGGUCAAGCGAUGCUUUGGGAUCUGAAUGAGGGCAAGCACUUGUACACUUUGAACGGAAACGAUGUCAUUCACGCAAUGGCCUUCUCUCCCAACCGAUAUUGGCUCUGCGCUGCUGUUGGUCCAGUUAUCAAGAUCUGGGAUUUGGAAGAUAAGCGUGAGAUUGAAGAGCUGAAACCUGAUAUUACCGGAAAGACGAUGACGGCUCCUCAGUGUGUCUCUUUGGCUUGGUCCCAGGAUGGGCAGACUCUUUAUGCUGGAUACACGGACAACGUUAUACGUGUGUGGCAAGUACUCAUGUCAGAUAGAGCAGAAGUCAUUUCAAUAUGUAUUCGACUUGCUGCCGCUGCUGCUUUGUCGUUUUUCACUGUGCGCUACAUGGUGAAGUUCCUUGACCCACAGUAUGCCAGCCGUGAAGAGAACAAGAAACGUGUUGCACGGCUUUUUCAAGAACUAGGAAUGAGUGAAAAAAUUGAACUCAAUGAACACGAGCUGCGAAUUGCAACUCAAUUCGUCGGUGGAGAAGACGCCGGGGCGGAAUGGGACGAUAUUGGUGGAUGUGAUGAACUCAUUGCGGAUAUGAAAGAUCGAAUCAUCCUUCCUCUGCAGAUUGCUGCUGAGUCGGAUUCUGAACUCCUUUGCCCACCAAAAGGAAUUCUCCUCUAUGGUCCACCGGGAUGUGGAAAGACUCUUUUGGCAAAAGCGGUCGCUCGCGCUGCUGGAUGCAGGUUCAUUAAUUUGCAAGUCUCAAACCUCACGGACAAGUGGUAUGGUGAAUCCCAAAAGCUGGCGGCUGCAGUGUUCUCUGUUGCGCAGAAGUUCCAGCCUACAAUCAUUUUUAUUGAUGAAAUUGAUUCAUUCCUUCGCGAUCGUCAAGCACACGACCAUGAGGCGACUGCUAUGAUGAAGGCGCAGUUUAUGUCAUUAUGGGAUGGAUUCGCCACCACCAACGACAAGAUAAUAGUCAUGGGAGCAACCAACCGUCCUCAAGAUGUGGAUCCUGCUAUUCUCAGGCGUAUGUCUGCCCGAUUUGCUAUUCCUAUGCCCUCUGAAAACCAACGAGAACAGAUACUUAAGGUGAUUUUACGCGAAGAAAGUCUUUCGGACAGUGUCGAUCUCAAAAAGAUCGCUGCCAUGGCUCAGGGCUUGUCCGGUUCGGAUCUCAAAGAGGUAUGUCGUUUAGCGGUGCUUUCCAGAGCAAAAGCGACAUUGGCUGACCAAGGAAGCUUACGGAAUAGACAACCGAUCCAACACGAUGACAUGGAAUUUGCAUUAUUGAAGUACUCUAGAGCUUAUCAGCAGAUGACCGAGCAUGGCUUGGACUAA